AGCACAAAAUGGCGACGUAAUCUGUAUAGCUACCAAAUUUAAGGCCGACUAAAAUACAGUCAAUUAUUUAGCAUUUAACCAAAGUUGACACAUUGUUCGACUCAUUUGAAAGGUAAAAUAAAUCCAAAAUGGUGAGUAAUAACACGUGAAAGUGUAACAUCUUGUAUAAUGUAUAAUAUAAAUGUAAUACAGUUAUGUAGGCCUGUUAAAUAAUUGCUGGCAAACUAAUAAUAAAUAAUUUUACUAGGACUACUACUACUAACUAUAAGUUGCAGACCUAAAAUUAAUAGGAAUAGUAGCAAAAAUAGGCUAGGUACAACAUAAGUUGGCCCAUAAGUUAUUAAUAUUAUUACAGGAGGUCCUUAUUUUAUUGCUGUUUUCCGUUUUUCGAUGGUGAUGUCGAUGUAACAGUAACUUGAAAUCUGCUGUAUUUUGACAAGCACUCUCUAUUGACAUGUAAACUGCGUGUAUUAUAAAUGUACAUUUACAUAUUAUUAUAUGUAUGUAGCAAGAUAUAUAAAUGCAUGAAUGUAGGCCUACAUCAAAUUUAAGAUUUUAUUAUUAAAACAAAUUAGAAUCUAAUUUAGAUGAAACAUGGUUUGAAGCCAUUGUUGUUAAAGUCCAAUUGAAAUUGUAAUAAUAAAUAACAGAAACAACACUGCUCUACAUAUCACAAUGAAGUCUGGGUAAAUGUUGGUUUGGCAUGCCACUCAUUAUCCAGUGCCGCCAUCUCAGUUCAUCCCAUCAGCGACAGCAAAGAAUCCAUGUCAUCUACCAUGGCUAAACGCACGGCUCAAGAAGCUGCUAAAGAGAAAGAAGAGACUAUUGAAGUAAUCCCAAACUAACAAUAACUGGACCCUGUACCGCCAGUUCCAAAAACAUUGUUGUAGGGAACUAAGAAGAGGAGAGUGGCAGUACAUAAAUGGAGUCAUUCAAGAAGGCCUCGAAAACAACAACACAAAACCCUUCUGGCGCUACUUUAAAUCCAGGAAGCAAGACAACAUCGGCAUAGCCCCCCUACUAGAAAACGGGCAACUUGUAAGUGAUGGAUAAUACAAAGCAGAAAUUCUCCUAAAACAGUUUCAAUCCGUCUUCACCUAGAUCUCCACCACAGUCAUUCCAUCCCUAAAACCUUCAACUGGUACAAUAGGCCCCCUCAACAUUACUGAAACCGGAGUAGCAAAACUUCUAAAAAACCUGAAACCCAAUAAAGCGCCCGGACCCGACAGUAUCCCGAACAUUGUCCUGAAGACCUUGGCUGACAACAUCGCCCCAACCAUGACCCACAUUUUCCAAAAGUCGCUUGACUCCGCAAACUUCCUCUAGACUGGCUUGAUGCAAACAUCACUAGUGCCUACAAGAAAGGUGACCGUCAUAACCCAGCAAAUUACCGCCCAAUAUCCCUGACCUCCGUUCCAUGCAAAUCCCUGGAACACAUCAUCUAUAGCCACAUCAUAAGCCACCUUGCACAGUACAACAUUUUGAACAACCUAAAUCAUGGUUUCCGCUCCGGAUUCUCAACGGAAACUCAGUUACUCAUCACCACCAAUGACGUCCUAGCCUCCUAUGACAAAGGCACCCAGGUCGACAUGGUAAUUUUUGACUUCUCCAAAGCUUUCGACACUGUUCCACACAGCCUUCUUCUACAUAAGCUCCACCACUACGGCAUUACCGGCAACCUUCACUCAUGGCUCUCAACAUUCCUAACACAACGUACCAUGCAAGUAGUGGUAGAUGGCGUCAAAUCAGGGAAAGUCACCGUAGACUCAGGAGUUCCACAAGGCACAGUGCUGGGCCCUCUUCUCUUUCUCUGUCACAUUAACGACCUACCCGAUACAGUAAAUUCUCAAGUGCGGCUGUUCGCUGACGACUGUCUUAUCUACAGAGAGAUAAACAGCAACGAUGACCACAACCACCUCCAAACAGAUUUGAAGUGCCUUUUGAAUUGGGCGGACACAUGGGGCAUGAAAUUUAAUGAAAACGUAUGCUACACUAUAACAAUCUCAAGAAAAAAAGCCAUCAACUCGUAUUUACUCACUAAACGAGACAAUCCUCCAAGUAUCCAAUAGUCCAUACCUUGGAAUUCUCUUCUCCAAUAACCUAAAAUGGUCACCCCAUAUAAACAAAAUUUAAAAAAGGCCAACUCCACCCUUGGUUUCAUCCAAAGAAAUCUGCGCCACUGCCCAACUUCCUGCAAACGGAAUGCCUAUCUCGCACUCGUCCGUCCACUACUGGAAUAUGGUGCGAUCAUCUGGGACCCACACCUUAAGCAAGACGUGGACACGAUGGAGCAAAUUCAACGAAACGCGGUGCGUUUUAUCGCUCACCACUACAAAUCCACCACUCCUGGCUUCGUCACUGGCCUCUUAAAAAGAUUUGACAUCCCUCCCCUUAAAGACAGACGAGAGGGACUCCGCCCGACAUUCUUAUAUAAAGUGAUCAUGGGACUGGUGCGGCCAUCCCAGCAGGCACAUACCUCAGCCCACAGAAGCCGGGUAGACUGAUCAGAGCAAAACGCUCACUGAACAUGGAUUUCACCACUGACUUCCCAUAAACAAUUACACCAGAAACAAUAGCAAAUGCUUCAAAGUGCCUCAGUGCAACACAGUGCAGUAUCAACAAUCUUUCUUUCCACGAACAAUAAUAGCAUGGAACAACCUGAACGAUGCAACUGUGAAUUUGACAUCAGUCAUAAGCUUCAAGGCUGCCCUGGCAUCAGCUAGGAGCUAUUAGAAUAGCAACAUCAUACCCCCAACCGUUGCAAAAAUGCCAGUGCAUGGAUGCAGUAACGAAACAUUACCAGAACCAUAACCAGUUGCAUGAAGCAUUCUGGGUCAUGGCAACCAUGAUGCGUCAGAGUAAAAAAAAAAUUCGUGCUAACAUGGGGAGGGGAAAGGGGGAAAAUGUGCUGUUUUAGCUAUUUACAGAAAAACAAUAUGAAAUAAUUUUUAAAUAAUGACAGCCCAACAGUUUCAUAGAAUACACUUUUACGCACUUUAUUAUAGGUUCCAUCAAAAAUUAUAUCCAGAAGUUGUUAGAAAUCGAUACAAUACUAAUUUUCCAAAAUGUUGGAAAAUUUAAAUAUUAUAAUUAACCACCCAAUGAAAUUAUAAUUAAAAGCAUUCUACCAGCAUAUUGGUAUUAAUUUUAUCCAAAAUAAAAUAGAGAGAAUGCUACAAUGAAACUCAAAGUUGCAUGCCAGGCAAUACUAGCCUAAAUCUGGACAACAAGGUCAGGUAAUUAAAAUUGCUUGGGAUGCUGGAUGUUGUGUGGUAUUCUGUGAGCUAGUCUACGAACUUCCAUGAUAAAAUAGUGCUUACUCACAUGCUUAAAAAAACUACUACAUUUAAAAAAUAAAAGAUAGUCUUAUUUUUUUCUCGCUCGAAACAACCGCAGUAACAUCAAAUCUGCUGUAAAAUGAACCACGAUAAAAUGAGGACCAAAACUAAAAGCUCCAUAGGGAGGCCUAUAUUAUUUAUUAUUUUAGCCUAUGAUUGUGAAAAUGAACUUUACUGUGAUACAUUAUUGCAAGGGUUUUGCCAGUUUGCGAUCAGUAUACCAGCAACCUCACAGCACACCAGUAUUCAAACUACAACACAAGGAAUGUAGCUAAUUUUAGUUAAUGGCCUUGUCACUGACAAUGACAUCUCUAGUUCAUUAGCAACGGCCACAACUUAUUUGAAAAUUUGGAUUUCAGUCCUAUAGCAUAGUUUCAGUUUGUCAACUGAUUUGUUGCAAAAGCUCAAUUAAUGUUUAUAAUGGAAGUCCUACAAGUCUGAACCAACUGAUUUGGAAACAUUUUAAAAUUAUUAAAAGCUAUUUUCUUAAUCCAAGCAAAAAAAAUGUGACACCCCUCCCCCCCUAGAUGCGUGACAUCAUUUAUGAUGAACGUAGUGAAGAUUGUCUGUCAGUCACACCAAGUUAGUUUGACUGUCAAUAUUUAGUCUUGCAGUAAACACCCUAUUUCACAUCAGUACAAUCUGUAUAACAAUUAAUAUAUUUAAUAUAUAUUAUGCUUAAUAAUAACACAAUUUAAAUAUUUUACUGACAUAAAAGUAAAAUUUAAGAAAAUAUUGUUGCUUAAGAAUCUCAUGGAAAUCUGUAAUGGAGAAGAAAUCCCUGCCUUAAUUCUAGCAUGGCAUAAAAAUUCCUUUGUGUCAUAAUCAUCACUGAACUACACAUAACCUAAUUGUUUACUCUAACAAUUGUAUUUUUUUUUCCUUCAUAUUUUUUCAUAUUAAUAUCAAACAACAAAUUCAGAUUAUUUUUGUGCUGACAUAUUUUAUGGUACUAGAAAACAGCUCAAUCGAAAAAUGUUAAACUUUUUUAAAGCCUCCCUUAGCUCAUCCAGUGGUCUAUUAAAAACAACAACAUAAAAACCCUAUUAUUAGUGUACUUACAUUUAAAUGCAAUGACCAGAGCUCAGCAACCUCUUCUCCUGCAUGCCACACCCUAGGUCUUUUCAAGAAUUCUGUGGCAUGCCACAAGUAGAAACAUGCAAAAAAUAUACUAAAAACUUGCUAUAGCUAACAUUCAUAAUGACUUGUAAUAAACAUAUUAGAUUACUCUGUAUUGCUCUAUGUCAGGGUUUCCCAAACUGGAGUGGUCACAUUUUAAAGGGUGAGAGGAAAGGGGAUAUCAGAGUGGAUGAGACAUUAGCUUUUUAAGUAUGCCAUAAAUGUUUCAUAUAUUUUUAACACAUGUUCAUUAAUAAUUUCCUUUAAUAGUCAUAAGUUUAUUUUUUAUAGUUCUACACAUCUCUUUGCAGUUCAAUAAAUAAUCAGAAGCCCAUUAUUUCAAAAUAAAUUCCUACUUUUGUAGAGGGUGCAAAACUUAGUGAAACAAUUUGUAGGGGUUGUAGUGUAGAAAUGGUUGGGAAACACUGCUCUUUGUAAACUGUCAGUAUUGGGCACAUUUCAGUUAUCUCAGUGGUAAUAUGCUCACAAUGUCCUUUUGUCAGACAUUGUCAUGGCACACCAGAUGUGGGGCUCUGGCACAGAUCAAUUAAAGUGUUUAAAUAAAUUCAAGAUAUUUGUUUAAUUGAUCGUGAAGACAUUUUAAGAUUGUAUUUUAUAAUUUUUUACCAAGUUGUAUUUUUGUUCUUUUAUUGUUUGCAGAUGAAGUGGCAAGGAUGCUGUCUUCUUUUGCUUAUUUUUGGAACAGCAGAGGCAUUAAUAAGUAAGACUCAUAUAAAAUGGAAAUACAUGUAAAAAGGAGCACAUAUAAAAGUAGAAACAUGAUUUAAGAUAACGAUCACAUUAGAAUUUUGGUUCAGUAACUAAAUUUCUUUUAAAUUUAAUAAAAAUUUAAUAAAAUUUUUAAUUUAAUAAAUUUAAUUUAAAUUUUUUACCUUUAAAAACCUGAUAAGGGAUUAUUUUAAAAGUUUAAAUUUUUUUAUGAUGACAGAUUUUCCUCAGCUCAACCACUUAAGAGCUAAAGCUGCUCCAAAUGUGCAAGCCCAAGCAGUUAAAGACUUGAUUGGUCGCUUAAUCAAGGCGAGGGCAUCUGAAUUUGCUGUUUUUGUUGAUCCUAAUAUUGGACCCAAAAAUCGAGAUACAUUCCAGGUGAUUUUAUUAUUUAAUUGGGAUAUAUAAAGUUCUGAAUAAUCCCAUUUGAUAAGAAACACAUUUUUUAAAUUGUUAAAAAUGAAAUUUUGCUUUUGAUAAAUUUCUUACAUAAUCUUAACAACUGAUGGCAAAAGCUUAUUUUAUCCUUUAACUCUUUUUAUGAACACUAUCAAACCAGUACCCAGUACAUUAUUUUCUUCUGAAAAAUUUAAGAUGAAUGAAUCCUUGUAUCAAAAGUUCUAAUUAUAAAUCUUAAACAUUUUUUAAUCAGUAAUUGAUUUGUGUUCUGUCUUUAGCUGAGAUCAACAGAAAAUGGAAUUGAGAUUACUGGAACAACUGGUGUUGCUGCAUCCAUGGGGUUUUAUUACUAUCUGAAGUACUUCUGCCUGGGUCAGCGUACAUGGGCUGGGCAGCAGACAGAGUUGCCAUCAACUCUUCCUGUGAUCACAUCACCCAUCAAAGUAACAACUAAUGACCAGUAUGUGGCAUUUUUAAAAACUAAGUAACUUAUGCAAAAUAAAUUUGAGUAUUUCAAUCAACCCUUAUCAUCACCUAUAAACAAUAAUCCCAUUCAACAUAAUUGUGCAUAAUUAUUUUCUAGUUAUGAUACAGAGGUAGCAUGUUUGCCUGUUCCCAUUUUAAAAAUUCUGUUGUGUCCAAAUUGAUGGUUAUAAUAACACUUGAAUCUUAUACUAUAAUAUCUUAGCCGUGAUUGAUUUGCCUUCUAAUUUAUUAUUUUUAAAAAUUUGUACAGGUUUCGAUACUAUCAAAAUGUUUGUACACUUAGCUACACCAUGGCAUUUUGGGCCUGGGAUAGGUGGGAACAGGAAAUUGAUUGGAUGGCUCUGCAUGGAAUCAAUCUCCCUCUGGCGUUUGUUGGCCAGGAGGCAAUAUUUCAAAGAGUAAGUAUUGUUUUUCUCACUUUCACUGAAACACUCUAAACAACUGGUUUUGCUUUUAGAGAGUCUUUUAUUUUAAUAAUUUGAAAGAAACUAAGAACUUAAGUCAUAAUUUGUAAUGCAUUGUAAUUUUUUAUUUAAUAACCAAAGCAACAUUUUUUAAACCUAGAUCUCUUAAAACUCAGUUAAUCUUAUUUAUUGGAUACAAACAAUUUACAAGAUUUAAACAGUUUAAAAAAAAAAAGUCCAUUUGCUUAAGUUCAUCAAAUGUUGGGUCAUGUUUUGAUGUGAGCCACUCUUAAGAGGUCUUUCAUUUCACGGGAGCAUUUUAAUGAGAUUUUAUCAAGAUAUCUCAUCAUGUGUAGGCAUUUUUAAGUCUGCACAUUUGAAUACACAAAAUAACAAAACAUGGAAUAAACAAGGCAUAAAAUAAACAUGAUUUUGGCUUCAAAGCUUAACUUUGAUCAUCUUUAAUGACUGCAUCUAUUUAUGUUAGAAUUGUGGACACUAAGAAUAAAUGACUUAUCCUUGAAUUCCAUUCUAGGUUUAUCUAGGCAUGGGGUUCACCCAGGCAGAUAUGGAUGAGCAUUUUGGAGGGCCAGCCUUUUUAGCCUGGUGAGUAGCUUGGCUCAUUUAUUCAGGUCAGCUUAUAUUUCUCAAUGGUCCGGACUUGUUUGUACCAUAUCUUAACUUGUAGAUAGCAUAAAAAAACAAGUAUUUGUGCUGUGCUUUUAAUUUUAAAAAAAUGAGAUCCAAGAUUAAACGAUGUCAAUAUAAUUGUCUUUUAAACAAACAGUUUUUAACACUGUCACAGUUUGUAAUUUUUUCCUUAAAGGAUGUAUAAAUAAUGAAUGUGUUCUAUAUUGUUUGUCUGAAGGGCCAGAAUGGGUAACAUUGAAGGUUGGGGUGGUCCACUGCCACAGAUGUGGAAAACAAACAAAUUAUUGCUGCAGCACAAAAUACUUGAUCGCAUGCGAUCACUCGGUAUGAUACCUGUAUUACCAGCAUUUGCUGGGCAUGUGCCAAGGUCAAUAGUGAGGUCAGUAUGUGGGCUUAAAACAAACUUUUGUAAUAUUUCUUUUAAAUAAAGUUUUUUAAAAUUAAUCAGUGCUUAAAAUUAGUUAUUCUCAACAAAUGCGUACCUACAUUUAUGGACUCAAAAAUUGCAAUCACAAAUUGGUUGUAUUAUUUUUAACAUUUUAAGUACACAUUUACUUAAAGUGGUUGUUUAAAUAUUGUUACUAACCUUUUUGUGUGCAUUUUUCAGAGUAUUUCCAGAAGCUAAUGUGACUCGUUUGGGUGAAUGGGGUGGAUUUAACUCCACAUAUUCAGGGUAAGAUGAGAAAUCAAACGUCAGUUUUAAAACAGGGAUUACUUCCCUGCUGUUAUUGAAAUGAAAAAAAAAAAUUCUUAAGCUGACAUAAAUACCUUAAUGUUAAGUCAAAACUGUUUGCCUAAAAAUAUUAAUUAUCUCUUAAACAGGAUUUACCUUCUAGAUUUCCAAGAUCCUUUGUUCAACAAAAUAAGUCAAGCCUUCAUAGAAGCAGUACGUUAUUGAUAAGAAUCAUUUGUUUAGGUUUUUAAUACUUUGGUCAACCCUUGGUGCUUUGAUUUAAAAAACAAAAAAAUUAGUUCAUCAUUAUAAGAUUUAUAAUAAGGCUAUUUAAUUCUGCUAUUAUGUUAGUAUGAUUUUUUUUGUGCCUUUAAUUUAAUAUAUUUAAUCUUAAUAUUUCUUUUGCAGCAAACCAAUGAGUAUGGAACUGAUCAUAUAUACAACACUGACACAUUUAAUGAGAUGAACCCAAAGUCGAGGUACUAGAAAAUGACAUAUUUAUUUAUUACAUCUGUAAAGGUCUUUAAUAACAUAGCCUCUGCCAAACAGUUUAAAAAGUAAUAAUUUAGGAUGACUAUUGUAACAUUUAUCUCAAUGCCCGAUCUAUGUUUGAAAAUAGUUUUUUUAAAUAAUAAUUUCAUUUUUCUUUUGUCAUGUGCUUUCAAAAGUUAAUCAGUAAUGAAGUGCAUGUGUAUUAGUUUAUAUCUUUAUGGUAAUAUUUUCAUGGGUCAAUGUCUUUUUAAAUAAUUUACAAUCAAUAUUUUUUAACAUUAGUUAGAGAAAAAGUCAAUUUUAUCAUAAGACAUGGUUUUUAUCAUUAUAAAGGAACAUAUGUUUAUUAUGAAUGGCUUUAUAUUUAUUAGUAAUGAGAGAUUUGUUUUUGAUCUCAGUGAUCCUGCUUAUGUUAGCACAGCUGGGAAAGCAGUUUUCUCUGGAAUGGUGGCUGGAGAUCCUCAGUCCAUUUGGUAAAUUCAAAAUCAGAUCUACUGUCAUCUUUUUAUUUAAAAAAAAUUUAAUUAUGCUGUAUUUCAUUUUUUUUGAAAAUUGUGAACAAACAUGUAAAAAUCGAAACCUAAAAUAUCUAGAAUAUUUUUCAAACUUUUUGUUUAAAGAAAAUGUUUCUUGUAACAACCUUAUUUUUAUCCCUUAAAAUUUUACAAUUAUUUUGCCUUAACGAAGGGAAAUUAUUUGUUCUUCUUCCUAAAAUUUAAAAAAAGCAAAGAAAUUAUGGUUACACAGAAUAUAAAUGCCAACGUUUCAGCAAAUGCCUUCUUCAGUACAACAAAAAACAUUUUUAUAAGUAUAAAUUAUAUAUACAUAUAAUGUAGAUUUAAUUUAUACUUAUAUAAAUUUUUUUGUUGUACCGAAGAAGGCAUUUGCUGAAAUAUUUAAAUUUGUAUUCUAUGUUACAAUUAUUAAAGCUUAACUUGUCUUGUUUUAUGUAAACAAAUUGUUUGUGUCAAAUUGAUCUACUUGAAAGCUUCAUCACACUCCAAAACUCUUAUAAUUUGUUAAUAAAAUAAAUGAAAAUUCUUUUUUUUUUUAUGUUCUGUAUUUUUGGGUUUUUUAUCCCAGAAUUCUUAAAGCAGUUUUAAAAUGCACCAAGAUGGCCGGUAUCUUCAAUGUCAGUUAAUGUUAUCAAUCUGCCUAGUGUCUGGGAUUUUACCAUUUAAUUAUAGGGCCAGUUAAAGGUUUACUCAGCAUAGAGAGUUCUUGAAUUCACAAAAUAGUAAUGACAUAAAUAUCUAAGUACAGUUGAACAUUUCAUAGGUUAAUGCAAGGAUGGCUGUUUGGCAACUCUGAAUACUGGAAACCACCAUUGGUCAAAGCUCUAGUGACUUCUGUGCCUCAGGUUGGUAACCUUUAUGAUUAUGUCCUCUGAGAAUAAAGAAAAACCAUUAUGAAAUAAAAACUAUCACUUGUUCUACUUAAUCCAUUACAAACCUUUAGAAUACAUUUUUAAAACAAAUAUUGUCAUAUUUUUCACUCAGGGCACUGCUUAAUUUCUAUCAGGUGGAUAACUAUUUUCAUGUUGAUGCUAAUGAAUUUUUAUUUUUAUUGUCAUUUAAGACCUGAGAAAUUUCUGAAAUUGUUUAUGUGUUGGUUGUUUAACUUAAAAUCUGUUGUCACUCGCUUUUUUUCAUGACAGGGUAGAAUGAUAAUUCUUGACCUGGCAUCAGAGACAGGUCCUUUGUACAGUAAGUUUGAAUCUUAUUAUGGCCAACCAUUUAUUUGGUGUAUGCUACACAAUUUUGGUGGUACCAUGGAGCUGUAUGGGGCCGUGGAUCAAAUUAACAAGGUUUGUGUUAUAAUACUUAAGCUGUCAUUUGCAUUCAGUCAUCUCUGUAUUGUAUUCUAGCAUUAUCAACGUGUGCUUUUUAACAAAGUGGCAUUGGAAGGUUUCAAGACUUCAUUUAUUGUGACUUCAACAUUGACCCCUUACAAUGUUAUGAAUGCAGGUCAAUUUGAACAACAUACUUGAAUCAAAGUUUUUUUGUUCAAAAACAGCAGCAAAAAAAGCUUGCUUAUUUUGUUUAUUGGCAACAUAAUCACCAAGAAUUGUUCCCUUGGGGCUCGGCCCUAACAGCAUCAUAAGGAGUUUUGGAGCAGAAGUUUGACAAAAAGAGAAUAUAACACUUGCACAGAUAUGUGUGCUGUAUCAUAGCAAUGCCCCUGACCACAUCUCUUGCGGGCAUGACAGUGUUUGACAUAAAACAGCAUGGUGGUUGUCACACAUACUAUUGACAUAAACAGCAUGGUGGUUGUCACACAUACUAUUGACAUAAACAACAUGGUGGUUGUCACACAUACUAUUGACAUAAACAACAUGGUGGUUGUCACACAUACUCCAUACCCACCUGACCAAGCCCCUUAUGGGCCUCACUUCAGCACUCUAGAAAAAUCCAAGUGAAACUGUUGAGGCAUUGAAGAGGCACUGCCAUUGUUGUGUGUAUACCCAGGUGGACUAUAUUUAAGGCAAUAACAUUGUAUUGUACUAAUAACCAUUCUUCCAUUUGAGUAAUUUUUAGUGUAUAUUCAUUUAAAUGAAACUAUUAUUUCAUGACUGAUAAAUUUCCCAGAACAGACUUUAAAUCUUUUGAUUCCAGUUAACAUUUACCUAUAGCUUUAAAGACUUGCAAAUGUUAAUAUUUUUUAACACUUCAAUUUGUAGGGACCAUUUCUAGGCCGGCAGUUCCCAAACUCCACAAUGGUUGGUAUUGGACUUACUCCUGAAGGUAUACAUCAGAAUGAGGUCAUGUAUGAAUUCAUGAUGGAGAACUCUUGGAGAACUCAACCAAGGGACAUCAAUGAUUGGUGAGUAAAUUGUUAACAGUUUAGAUCAUGACUUUCUAACUUGAGAGAGAAACUGAUCACAUCACUUAAACUCGAAUACAAUUUUAAGCUGAAAUUAAAUGUUAAACUCUAAAUAUUUCCUUGAUUGAUGCAAGUUAACUCACAUGACACAUAUAAUUAGUCUUUAAUUAUGAAAUGUGUUUUGCAUCUCAAGGGUUACAUCUUUUGCCAAUCAGCGCUAUGGCGCUGAAAGUCCUCCUGCUAUAGCUGCAUGGAAACUUCUUAUGGUGAGCAAAGGAAAAAUAACUUGUGAUUUUUAAAAAAAAUUGUUCAUUUUUUAACUCUUCGAGAAGAUCAUUUAAAUUGUUAUUUAAUUAUUAAAUUCUUAUUCCCAUUUCUUCAAAUAAAAAUGGUUCCAGUAUUUGAUAAAUGAGAAUUUGGUGAUUACCAUUAAAAGUUCUAAAUGUGACCAAUAACUUACAGGUUAAAAUAUUUGAAGAAUGGCAAUAACAAAAAUAAAAAGGCAACAUAAGAUUAAAUUGUAUUCCAAUCACACAUUAGUACACAUUUUUAACGUAAGAGUUCAUUUUAAAUUAACAGCUUAAGUUAAUUUAAACUUAUAAUAAAAUAUAAUCCAUGGUCAGUAGAAUGAAUGCUAGAUAAAGAUUAGUGUUUUUCAACCUCACUGCUUUUAUUCCCAUGUUGAGAGUUAAAUAAUUCAUCAAUGAAAUUAAGAAAAUAUGCAUUACAUAAAAAUUGUGUAAAUUAAUAGAAUUGAUAAGUUAUAAAAGGUUGAGGCUUUAGGCCCUGUUUAAAAAUAUGUGCCAUUAUUUGCAAUGCUUACAGAAAAGUGUAUACAAUGCCACUGAUGGCCAUAGAGAUCACAAUACUGUUGUCUUUGCCAGACGACCUUCUUUGAAUUACAGUGGCCAGGAUGUAAGUUUAAAACAAGCAUGCCAUAAAUAAUUGAGCCAAGAGCACGGGAGUUUUAGAAGAAUACUCUCUUGCGCUAUUGGUAUCAUGAACUCUUAUAUUUCUGUUUAAUAAGGGAUUUGUCUUUCCCUGUUAGAAAAGUGUUUACAAUGCUUCAACUCAUGUUCGAGACUUUGACAAUGUCUUAAUCACUCUGAGACCAACUCCCACUUACGAUAUCUUUCAAGAUGUAAGUAAAAAAAAUUUUUCCUCCAUAUUUAAAUUAUUUAUUGUUCAAUUUUGUUUGGCCACAUUAUCUUACCAUAACAGCCCCCUAACUGCUACAUAACAAUGGAGAAUGAAGUUUAUCAAACUUAAUAAUUAUCUUUGUUUUUCCAUACAACUGUCAGUCAUUCACAAAACUUUAUUGUUGACUUAGUAACCAUUGAUAUAAUGUUAACUUAGCUACCAUUAGCUACCUGAAUAUAAAACAAGAAAUGAUAACAAGAAUUAUAUAUUAACAUAAAAUAUAUAAUUUUUAACCUCUUCAUUACCGAUGACGUCAAGGCAACGUCACGGUCACCCACUUUCAAUUACCAAGGGCGUCACAUCGUCGUCUUAACAAAAAUUUAAGAACUUUUCUAAAAUACCAAAGGACGUCACAUCGAUGUCAAAUUUCAAUAUAUUUCCUUAUUCGUUAAUCUAUCGAGAAGUUAAAAAGCGAAUCGGAUAGAGAAUGAAAUAUACCAAAAAUUUCAUCUUUUAAGUUUUUUGUUGCUGAGUCGGCAAAAAUCAAUGCCAAAACUCUGCGGUAAUGAAGUGGUUAAAUGAAUUAUGAAUUGAUCGUUAAUUAUUUUUACAUCAGAGGGACAUGUAGUUCUUUUUAUCUGUUUUAAUGACCAUCUGCAAGCAUUUAAAAGCGUGCUCUCCCGGCUGUUACACCGGCUGUUACACCGGCUGUUACAAAAUCUAAAUAAUCACUCUGAAAGUCAAUAUUGUCACCGAGUUUGAUUUUAUGGUAAAUGACGGAUUAAUUUUUCACUUGAGAAAUACUUUAAAUGUCAUUAAUCUUGUGUUUAAAUUGCUUAGUUUAAAAGUUUGUCUUGGUAAGAAUAUUUAUCCAUGUGCUGAAAAUGAAGUUUUUUUUGUACAUUAUAAUUUAAAUUAUACAUAUUCAUUUUUAGCACAUGGAUACAUAUUCUUACCAUGACAACAUUUUAAAAGUUUUUUUGAGAACAUUAUACAUACUUUCCACUUAUAUGGAUAGUAAAAGAAUAUUAACUUACAUAUAUAUGUUAUUAUUUUAACAAAGGUGUGUUUGUAGUUUUUCCAGAAAUUGGGAAUUUAUUGACUCAUCCAGAUUUUAUUAUUUAAAAUUAUUAUUUUUUGUUGCUGUUGAAGUCUAACAAAGGCCAUUUUAUAAAGCAGAACUUUCUUGUUGCUGUUGAAUUCUUGCAAAGGCCAUUUUAUAAAGUAUAACUUUCUUGUUGAUGUUGAAGUCUUACAAAGGCCAUUUUAUAAAGUAGAACUUUCUUGUUGCUGUUGAAGUCUUACAAAGUCCAUUUUAUAAAGCAGAACUUUCUUGUUGCUGUUGAAGUCUUACAAAGGCCAUUUUAUAAAGUAGAACUUUUUUGUUGCUGUUGAAGUCUUACAAAGGCCAUUUUAUAAAGUAGAACUUUCUUGUUGCUGUUGAAGUCUUACAAAGGCCAUUUUAUAAAGUAGAACUUUCUUGUUGCUGUUGAAGUCUUACAAAGGCCAUUUUAUAAAGCAGAACUUUCUUGUUGCUGUUAAAUUCUUACAAAGGCCAUUUUAUAAAGUAGAACUUUCUUGUUGCUGUUGAAGUCUUACAAAGGCCAUUUUAUAAAGUAGAACUUUCUUGUUUAUCUAGCUGUGGUAUGAACCUGGAGAUCUCUUGUCAGCUUGGGACAAUAUGCUAAAUGCCACCUACGACCUAGAAGGUAGUGAACUGUUCCAUUACGACAUCACAGAUGUGACCCGGGACUGUCUUCAGCUCUUAGCCCUCAAGUUUUAUGCAACCAUGACUAAUUCUUAUCGAGCUAAGGACAUCCAAACUCUUAAGUAAGAGUUCCACCCUUCAUGUAUUAUGUGAAAUUUGUUUUUGAAAAAGAAGAGUAUUGGCCAAGGAUUAUUUAUUUAAUUAAACAAUUUUUUGUUUGACACUUGAGUGAUUUUAGCAUUGAUUUAACAUUUGUCCUACAUUUAUUUAGAUGAAUUUGCACAAAGAGACAAGCCAUCAAUUUAACACAUGCCUCAAUCUAACAUUAAUCUCAAUCAAGUUAUCAUCUGGUGAUCAGAUAGUUUAUAAUAUACUUAUACAAAGUAAAGGAGAGCUUUUUGUCUAGUUUUUGCGUCCUCUCCUAUUUUUUUAUAUUAUUUUUAGGUAGGAUAUAUGUAUAUAUAUAUAUUAUGUAAAUUUAAUUUAUACUUAUUUAAAUGUUGUGUUAUUGUACUGUUUGAAGGCAUGUGCCGAAACAUUUGCUUAUGUAUUAUGUAUAACUAUUAUUAAAGCUUAAAUUAUAUUGUAUAUUGACACAAAUUGUUGGUGUCUAAUUAAUCUAUUUUAAAGCUUUAUCCAGUCCCAACACUUUUUAUAAUACAAAAUUAAGGAAGGUUAAAAAAUUGAGGGUCACAGAAGCUAUACUCAAGUGUUUAUAUGUCCUACCACUGCAGUGUUUAUAUGUCCUACUACUACAGUUUUUAUAUGUCAUACUACUGCAGUGUUAUAUUUCCUACUACUACAGUGUUUAUAUAACCUACUCCUACAGUGUUUAUGUCCUACACUAGUGCAGUAUUAUAUGUCCUACCACUGCAGUGUUACAUGUCCAACUACUAGUGUUUAUAUUUCCUACUUCUAGUGUUUAUAUGUCCUACAACUACAGUGUUUAUAUGUCCUACAACUACAGUGUUUAUAUGUCUUCAACUACAUUGUUUAUAAGUCCUUGUUACUUUACAGAGAAGCUGGUAACAACAUUACCAACCUGUUGGCUGACUUGGAUCAUUUGCUUGGUUCUAAUGAACGUUUCCUGCUGGGUCCAUGGAUAGCAGAUGCCAGGUCGUGGUCAACCGAUGAUAAUGAGGCCAAAUUAUACGAGUACAAUGCCCGUAACCAGAUCACAUUGUGGGGCCCACGAGGAGAGGUAGCCAAUUUUGUUAUUAUCUAGCUAAUAUUCUGAUUGAGUAUUUUUUUAAAAAGCAUUCAUCUUUAGUAGUAGAAUGAAGUGCUGACAGAAGUUACACAACAGGAAAAAUCUCCUUUUUAUAUUUCCAUACUGAAAAGUCAGAUAAUAACUGCUCUCUGUAAUAUACUCUCUAUAAUAUGUAAACAAAUUAAUAAACUUUUUAUAAUAUUAUUUUUUAAUGACUGGCAACAUUCAGUAUAAGAAAUAUAUUUGACAUUGACAUGCUUAUUAACAGCAAUUUAUUUUGUUAAGUGAUGAUGUAUAGUUUUAAAUCAUAAUUCAAAUGAGUGCAUUAAAAAAAAUUCAUUUUAAAAGCUAAAGAAAUGAUGGUGAAAUUUUUGUCUCUGAUAUUUUACAUCAAAUAAUUUUUCCAGAUUAAGGAUUAUGCAUCCAAGCAGUGGCAAGGUGUUACAGCAGAGUAAGUAUUCCUUUCUCUUACAGAUCUCAACAGUGCGCUCAUAAUGUCGGCUUUAGAAACAGUUUAUCAUUUACUGACUCAAAGGGAAAUGCCAUUUUGUCACACUCUUCUUCCUUUACCUGAGUGGGUCUUUUAGACCAGAUAGAAGAUUAUUGUAUUUGGCUCUCUCUGCCUGAGUGGGUCUUUUAGACCAGAUAGAAGAUUAUUGUAUUUGGCUCUCUCUGCCUGAGUGGGUCUUUUAGACCAGAUAGAAGAUUAUUGUAUUUGGCUCUCUCUGCCUGAGUGGGUCUUUUAGACCAGAUAGAAGAUUAUUGUAUUUGGCUCUCUCUGCCUGAGUGGGUCUUUUAGACCAGAUAGAAGAUUAUUGUAUUUGGCUCUCUCUGCCUGAGUGGGUCUUUUAGACCAGAUAGAAGAUUAUUGUAUUUGGCUCUCUCUGCCUGAGUGGGUCUUUUAGACCAGAUAGAAGAUUAUUGUAUUUGGCUCUCUCUGCCUGAGUGGGUCUUUUAGACCAGAUAGAAGAUUAUUGUAUUUGGCUCUCUCUGCCAGCCCUUCUUCAGAUCUCACACUACAUUCCUGUAUUUCAUUUUUUCCCCCUUUUGUUUGAUAGAAGUUGUUUUAAAGAUGCAAGAUUAAACUGUUACCAUCUAAAUGCUGAUUUGCAAUCUUCUUUAGAAAAUAAAUUAAAACUCUUUCUGUUAGGUUGAAUUACAAUUAGGUGCACAUAUCUAAAUAAAAAUGUUGUGUGUCACUGAAGUGGGGCUUCAUUGCUAGGGUUUAAAUUUCUGAUAAUUAUUUUAUAAGACUUCGAUAAUUUUAUUGCUAUUGCUGAUUAAAUUACAAAAAUAUAAUUCUGGUUUUAUCAGAUCAAUGUGACAAUAAUUGCACAAAAUAAUUCACAGCUUUUACAAACCAAGAUGGCAGUUUUUCACACAAUGGCUUGUUCAACUUCUUCAGAAUGUGAGUAACUAUAAAAACGUAUUACAAAUUCCAUUAGAAACUGUACACAAAGACAACUGUUUUAAAUGUUUGAUUUAAGAGAGACUAACACAGUUGUAUUUAAAUAAAGAAACAUUUUAAACUCGAGGAUAAUAUUGUGUUAAUUUCAUUGAUGAUGGAUUUGCUUUAGGGUACCUCAUGGGAUUCUUACAUCUUUGGUGAACAUAUCAUGGCUACAGUUGAGGCUCCAUGGACCUUCCAGUUGAAUCAAUACCCUACAGUCCCGUCAGGUGAGAAAUAUUCCUAUCAAUACCUUACAGUCCCAACAGGUAAGAAGUAUUCCUAUCAAUACCCUACAGUCCCAUCAGGUGAGAAGUAUUUCAGUCUGUGUAAUAUGAUGAACAUGAAUAGUUCAAAUGUAGAAAAAUUGUUUGGACCAUUUGAAGAAUUUUAUUUUACCUUAUCUUAUAUCGGUAAAUGGGUAAGGAUUGUUCCAAUACCAAAUGAUUGUGCCACAAUCCUACUAGGUACGAAUUAAUCAAGUCAUUAGCCCGUAGUAACAAGCAGCUGGAAAACACUUCGUUUCUGUAUUCAUGUCUUUAAUUGUAAACUAGGAGAUCUGGGGUGGACGCCACAUGAUGAGAAACACUGAUGUGAAGCAGGAGAUCUGGUGUCACUGCUCCCUUGUAGGGCAUACACCACAUGAUGAGAAACACUGAUGUGAAGCAGGAGAUCUGGUGUCACUGCUCCCUUGUGGGGCAUACACCACAUGAAGAUGAUGAUUGAAUACUUUCAUAGCGCUUGUGUCCAUGCUAUUUUAGUAUGCUCACAGCGCUCUGAUGUCCUAAAAUCUAUUUGAAGAAAAAAGUAGGCAAAUGUUUCUUAAAUGAUUUUUUAUCAUUUUAAAUUUCACUCAGAGAUAGAAGCAAACUGUCCCAUGAUUAAGGUGCUAUAGCUUCAAAGAGCGCACUCUCUCUGACUUCUUUCUGUGUCCAUCCACACUGGGAAAUCUGAGACAUGGUGGUGUUACUGCCCCCUUGUUGGGAAAUACUGAACUAAGGGACCAUCCAUAAAUAAUGUGGAGUAGGUCACCAAUUUGUGAUGAUGUAUUACGAGGGAUUCUAAAUUAUGUGGCAAAUUGUGAUGAUUGGGAGGGAGGUCUAAAAACCGCCAUAACAGCAUGCAUCAUUUAAUAGGGAUGGAGGUCCAAAAUCAGCUAUGACAAGGAGUGUCAUUUAAUAGGGAUGGAGGUCCAAAAUCAGCUAUGACAAGGAGUGUCAUUUAAUAGGGAUGGAGGUCCAAAAUCAGCUAUAACAGCAGGCAUCAUUUAAUAGGGAUGGAGGUCCAAAAUCUGCUAUAACAAGGAGUGUCAUUUAAUGAUAAAAGGGAGGUGUACAAUCCAAGCUUUACAAUAUCAUUCAUGCAGAAAUUACAUAGAUUUCCUAUCAAAUAUAAACCUCAGUUAUUGAAUCGAAAUAAGGCUGAUUCAGCUUACUAUGAGGUUGAUAUAUGUGUUAAAACAUAUUCUUUUUGUACCACAGGUAACCCUAUUGCAAUAUCUUGGGAUCUCCAUAGUAAAUAUCGUCCACUGACAAGAGACCCAUUUUUCACAAAACUUUGGGAAGCGAAGAAGAAACAGCGUCCUGGACAUGGAGAUAAUGUCUUUGAAAGGAAAAUGUCCUGGCUUCACAUGAAAUAAACAUUCCAUUUGACCAAGUUUAAAAUGAAUAUUCUGAAUGCUAUUAUACAUAAUCACCCUUUAAAUUUUUUAAAAUUAAAAUAAAAUAUCCUUCUACAGUUUUAUAUUUUAAAAAACAUUUAUUAAAAACAAAGAGCAGGGGGUGGGGUGGGGGGGGGUUUGACCAAAUGUUAUUUAUAGAAUGUUGCAUUUUGCUGCAAAUGUCACAAACUUAAUUUAUGUCCAUUUGAUUUUAUUUUUGAUAUUAAUAAGUAAAUUUUCACAUUUAGGGGUCACUGGCAAAUUACGUCAAGCUUAGAGGGGGUGGGUUGAGAAUAUGCGACACUUUGUGACAGGGGGAAAUGGGAGGGGGGGGUUUGACCAAAUGUUAUUUAUAGAAUGUUGCAUUUUGCUGCAAAUGUCACAAACUUAAUUUAUGUCCAUUUGAUUUUAUUUUUGAUAUUAUCUUCUUUGAGGGGUAUCUUGAAAAAAAUUAAUUUCAAACUAAUUAUUUUUUUUUAAAACAACAAUAAAAAUUCUAUACAAGAGAAUGAAUAAAUUAUGUCAUCAAACCAAUCAAUGUAAACUGCCCAUUUAUUAUAUGCUUUUCUCCCUUUUUGUUGCUGUCUUCUCUCCCUUUAAUGACUUUUUAUGGCUUGUAAGUACUUUAUGAAAAGAAAGUUCGCCUAAAAUAUUUACAGUACAGGAAACAUGUUGAUGGUGACCCUGUUGUGCACUUGACAUCUAUGCAACAUGCAACUACAGUGUGGGGAAACUUUCAAAUUGUGUCACAAUUUUGGAACCUUUUCUUGUUGUUUAUAUUACUUUAUUUUGCAAUUAACGUUUGAAUGUCAAUUGUUUAUAAUAUAUUUACAAAUGUAGUUUUGCCUGACCUUUGCUCAUGUAACAAAACCGGCAGAAAACCUAUUCAACACAUGGGAGAGAAAAGUUCUCAGGAAAAUAUAUGGACCAACACAAGGAUGAAUAUGGAUGGAGAAUACGAACCAACCAGGAACUGUACAGACAAUAUCAGGAUCCCACGAUAAUAGCAGAAAUAAAAAGAGGCAGGCUACGCUGGGCAGGCCACUUAGAGAGAAUGCCAAAUGACUGAGGAGUGAAGAUGGUGCGUCACCAAAAUCCCAGAGCAAAAUCGCUGAACCGUAGACCUAAGCUUAGAUGGAUGGAUUGAUGUGGGAAAAAGAUCUGCAACAACUGGGAAUCCAAGCAUGGAAAAGAAAAGCAUUAGCUAGGUCGAGUGGAAGGAAGUAGUGAGACAGGCCAAAGCCCUACAUGGGCUGUAGUGCCACAGGGAUGGAUGGAUGGAUUAGCUGAUGUGGUAAUAGUUUAGUAGCUGGUUUUGUUUUUUAUAUUUUAUGUUGCUUCACUUGUCUAGAUUUGUGAUUUAGAUAUUAUUUUGCCCUGUAACUAGUUCAUGUCUUGAGAGUCAGAUGCUGUAACACUUGAGUCUUGAGAGUCAGAUGCUGUAACACUUGAGUCUUGAGAGUCAGAUGCUGUAACACUUGAGUCUUGAGAGUCAGAUGCUGUAAAACUUGAGUCUUGAGAGUCAGAUGCUGUAACACUUGAGUCUUGAGAUCUUAAGAAUGAGUUGAAGUGAUGCAUAUGUUGGUCAUAGUUACAACUGCUGCUGAUAAUUCAAAAACUUCUAUAAAAAUAAUGUAUGUUAAUCAUGCAUUUUUUAAUAUGAUUAUUUCUCUGCAGCAUAUUUAGUAGGAUCACUAAAUCAUUGCAUCAGCAUCUGGUAACUGCAUGUUUCAUUUACUUUAUUUUGCGGGUACUUAAAAACUUUUGUAAAGCAUAACUUUUGAAAUAAAAUAUUUGACUGGGACCUAAAA
Molecule: messenger RNA, 20090 nt
Organism: Lymnaea stagnalis (great pond snail)
Lineage: Eukaryota; Metazoa; Mollusca; Gastropoda; Lymnaeidae
Source: the annotation of a GenBank genome assembly